Acipenser ruthenus (sterlet) is the source of this 863-nucleotide messenger RNA. It is a transcript of the gene nop10, whose product is annotated as NOP10 ribonucleoprotein homolog (yeast). Gene Ontology annotation, biological process: positive regulation of telomerase RNA localization to Cajal body; ribosome biogenesis; snRNA pseudouridine synthesis. Gene Ontology annotation, molecular function: telomerase RNA binding; box H/ACA snoRNA binding. Gene Ontology annotation, cellular component: box H/ACA snoRNP complex; box H/ACA telomerase RNP complex. The transcript has 2 exons. Bases 134 to 328 code for a protein of 64 amino acids. NCBI's taxonomy places the organism in Eukaryota, Metazoa, Chordata, Actinopteri, Acipenseriformes, Acipenseridae. The record is from RefSeq and is a predicted model, not a curated record.
CCCAGAGUGCCUCUCGGCGGGAGCGGAAGUCACUUUGCGGCAGCAGCAGCAACACGUGUCGGUAACUCGGCCUCAUUGUCGGAACAGCAGAGCUGCGUUUGAAUUCAAUCUUGUAUUUCUAUAAAAUAUCAAAAUGUUUCUUCAGUUUUAUCUGAACGAGAACGGAGAGCGUGUGUACACCCUGCAAAAAGUCUCUCCGGAUGGUAAACCCACCAGCUCGGCUCACCCGGCGAGGUUUUCCCCGGAUGACCAGUACUCUCGACACCGUGUCACGCUGAAGAAGCGCUUCGGAGUGCUGAUGACCCAGAAGCCGCGGCCCGUCCUGUAAACCACGACAUACCGGAGACCCAGGAAACAGGCUUCACCAUCCGCAGAGUACUACUGCGAAUGACCUGAACUCUGUUUCAUGCUGUAAAAAAAAACACCCGUUUCAGAUGCCAGCAGACAUUCGGAAUAAAUUCCUGCCCACGAGUCGGUUUCUUCAAAAGCAAGCUGUUGUUUUUGUGUAAUUUAACAAAAAAAAGUCCAAGUUCUGUUUUUAACCAUGUUUUUGUUAUUUUAGUUGAAGCUGUUCACUUGUAACACAAACUAAUAGUGUGUAAAGCAUAAAACAAAGUUCUCCAUAAAACCUGAGCAAAGUAAUUCCUGUUAUGGAUGAAAAAUGUCUUUCAUUAAAUGAAUUAUUCCAAUGUUUAAAGAUGGCCUCCCGACCAGGAAGAAUGGUUACUAUCAUAGAGGCAACUGGUCUGAGUUUUCAAAAGAUACAACUACUAUGAAUCAAAACUAAAUACACUUGUGAAAAAAACACAGCAAGUUUGUAUCGUUGUUUGUUUUAUGGUAAAUAAAUAGUAUUCUUGUUCUGA